Komagataella phaffii GS115 is the source of this 1671-nucleotide messenger RNA. RefSeq lists its product as hypothetical. Lineage: Eukaryota; Fungi; Ascomycota; Pichiomycetes; Pichiales; Pichiaceae. The record is from RefSeq and is a predicted model, not a curated record. The transcript has a single exon. Gene Ontology annotation, molecular function: electron-transferring-flavoprotein dehydrogenase activity; flavin adenine dinucleotide binding. Gene Ontology annotation, cellular component: cytoplasm. The coding region runs from base 1 to 1671 and encodes 556 amino acids.
AUGUCUGAUUCAGAAGUUAUCACUGUUGCUGUGGUCGGUGCUUCCUUUGCCGGUUUAGCCGUUCUUAAAUCGAUAAUCAGGCAGUACAAGCAGGUCUUUUUACACUGGCAGAAAACAGGUGAGCCCUAUAAACUGGGAAGGAUUCAGGUUUAUUUGAUUGAUCCGAAACGAGGAUUCAUCAAUACUUUUGCUAUUCCAAGGGCUAUAACAAAUGUAGAGAUUGCUGCUCUGACUUACGCUUCUCUGGACGAUUUGAAUCUUCCGUAUUCAGUUUACUCCACUGAGGCCAACACCGUCAAGAGGGAAGAUUACGAUACUGACGACGCAUACAAUGAAGCUGUGAAAAUCGACCAAUUACUGCAGGAUAGGAUUGAAGUUCGCUUUAUACAGGGUACGGUUUUAGAAGUCUAUGAACACCAUUUGCUUAUUGACGAUAUGGAAGGUGACGAAAUUGAUCUUCCAUUCAACUAUUGUGUUUAUGUUCCUGGUAAGAAAAGACUCUGGCCUUUAAAUCCUGAGGGAUUCACCAAAUCUUCUUUCAUGGAGGAGAUUUAUCAGGCGUUUACAUGCAUAGCAAAUUCGCAAUACGUAACGAUUGCAGGUGGGGGAAUAAUAGGCUGUCAAGUAGCAACAGAAGUAAAAGCCAGAUUCCCAGAUAAAUCAGUGACCCUGCUACAUUCAGGACAUGCUAUUCCUUCUCUAAGUAAUCGAUUCAACAAGGAAGACGAUGGAGAACUUCCAACCACCGAAUUGCAAGUGCAAGCUCUGCAGAAACUUAAGGAAAUGGGCAUUGAUGUUAGAUUAAACUCAAGGGCGUUACGAGAAGUGGAAAUUCCUGAUGACAAAGGCCGCAUCCGCCGAUAUGUGCUUACAAAAGACCAGUCACAUGUCCGAAGUGAUAUAACUCUUUGGUGUUGCAAGAAUGAGCCAAUAACAUAUCCUUUGUUGUCUACAUCCCUUAAAGAAGCUGUAUCUCCAACAGACGGCUCGGUACUACUCAAUGAAUGUUGUCAAGUUGAAGGAUUUCCGAGUGUUUACAGUCUUGGUGAUGUGAGCAACCUACAGACAAUGAUGAACGAGAAACAACUGGAUCUUUCUUUAGAGACUAUAUUCGGCUUAGUAAUCUCAAGUGAGAUCGUUUCAACAAACAUAAUUAAAUCAAUUGUGAAUGCACAAAAUCCAAGUCUUGAUAAGAAAAAGCUGGUUAGAAUCGAAGAGGUUGCAGCCGUUGCUGAACGAGUUCUCGGUAAGGAUUUAUGUAGCGCCCAACAUAAUGAGGUCGUCUUAUCACUUGGCCCAGAGCAUUGCAUUUCUCAAUCAGUUGGUGUGUACAAGGAUGAAACGGGUCAUCUCAGGCUCAAAGAAGGUGCUGUUGCAACGGAUAAGCCCGAUGUUCUUGAGCUUCUUAAAGAUAUGAAUACUAAGCGUGUUGGAAAGCUCCUUAACAUCAACUUUUACGAUUCUGAUUACCAGUUCAAGGAUACAGCUCCUAGCCCAGGGACUGACAAUGUAUCCAAAAAUUCUGAUGAAAGUUCUAAGAAAGGUUCGUCUGUACACUUGGACAAUGAGUCUAAUACCGAUGAUAUAAAUCUGGAGAAGGGCAUUGGCCUUCUGAAUCAGUUAGACAACUUGGAACUUGCAGAUAGUGAUGACGAUAGCAAACAGAGUUAA